UUGAGCGGGGAGGUGCGGGGUAUGGUAGUGAGCUGAAUCGAGAGGAGGUAGGAACAAGUGUUGCAAAGCAUCUGGAAUCUGCAAACACAAUGUUUUCAUUCAUAUGGUGGAUUAUUGGAUUCUACUGGGUGUCUGUUGGAGGGGCAGUAUUGACCCAUGAUGCACCUCAACUGUACUGGCUGUGCAUAGUUUUCCUGGCAUUUGAUGUCUUCUUUGUUGUUUUCUGUGUGGCUCUGGCAUGCGUAAUUGGUAUUGCAGUUUGUUGCUGUCUACCAUGCAUUAUUGCUAUACUGUAUGCUGUUGCAGACCAGGAAGGAGCUUCAGAUGAAGACAUUCGCCAACUUCCAAAAUACAAAUUUUGGAGAACUGGUGAUUCUGAGAAACUUGGUAGUGAGAUGUCAAGAUCAUCAAGUGGAAUAAUGACUGAGUGUGGUAGUGAUCCCCUGGUUGAACAUGCUCUUUCAGCGGAGGAUUCGGAAUGUUGCAUAUGCCUUUCUGCUUAUGACGAUGGGGUGGAGCUACGAGAACUCCCCUGCGGCCAUCAUUUCCAUUGCAUCUGCAUAGAUAAGUGGCUUUACAUCAAUGCUACGUGUCCCCUCUGCAAGUAUAAUAUCAUAAAGUGCAACAACCAAGGACGAGAAGGGGCAUAGAUGAAAGGCAUAAUUCAACUUAUAGAAGCUCUUUGUAGUCUUUUUAUAUGAAGAUCACAUAAUUUUUUAGAUUCAUAGUGUUCAUUGUAAAGUAGGAUGUUCAGUGUGACAUCAUAGUGUAACUAUGCAUCGUUGUGCUUGAGUUUGUACAGCAGCUGCUCUUGAAAAC
Molecule: messenger RNA, 819 nt
Organism: Asparagus officinalis (garden asparagus)
Lineage: Eukaryota; Viridiplantae; Streptophyta; Magnoliopsida; Asparagales; Asparagaceae
Product: E3 ubiquitin-protein ligase At1g12760-like
Exons: 5
Coding region: 90-650 (186 amino acids)
Source: RefSeq, a predicted model, not a curated record